CCCUUCUUCGACCAUGUCGGCUUCCGACACCACUCUUCCUCCUUCCUCGUCGCGGGCAACGCAGACAAAGGCCGAGAAAGAUUCAAAGGCUCGCGGCGCCGGCUCUGCCUUUUUCCCUCUUGGUUACAAGGAAGCCGCACAACAAUGGUGGUCCAGCGUAACCGCUCGCCAAGCAGAGCGCAACGUCCUCUCCUUCAUCCCCUUCCUCCGCGAAGCCACCGCCGAUAAUGCUUCUACAGCCUCUCAACUUUCCGAUCUCGCCAACGCCGACCCAUUCGGCCACCGCGUAUGGCGUCAAACCAUGGUCCCUCUUUCCGGCAAAGACCGAGCCCUGAACGAGUUCUCGAUCGAGCGAGUCGGCGAGCAAGUCGACGACACCCUCGUCAUGCUGCACGGCUACGGCGCCGGCCUCGGCUUCUUCUACAAGAACUACGAGCCGCUCAGCCGCGUUCCCGGCUGGAAGCUCUACUCCCUCGACAUGCUCGGCAUGGGCAACUCUGCGCGCCCACCGUUCAAGAUCCACGCCAAGGACCAACAGGGCAAGAUCCGCGAGGCCGAGGCCUGGUUUAUUGAUGCGUUGGAGGAGUGGCGAAAAGCCCGCAAGAUCGAGCGCUUCACGCUCAUGGGCCAUUCGUUGGGUGGCUACCUGGCCGUUUCGUACGCACUCAAGUACCCCGGCCGCCUGAACAAGCUGAUCCUCGCCUCGCCUGCGGGUAUCCCGGAGGACCCGUGGGCCGUUAACGCCGCGAUGCCGGAGCCUGAAGAGUCCGCGUACGGCAACGAGUUUACGCAGGACCAGGAGAGCAUCGUCAACAGGGAGACGCCCGAGGGAGGGGCUAAUACGGCUUUCAUCCAGGCUGAUCCCAAGGAUAAGAAAGCUGUCGCCUCAUCAGCCGGGAAGCCCAACAACAACAGCAACGGCACCAACACCAAAAAAGACACAGCCCCACCCCGCCGCCCCAUCCCCGGCUGGAUCUCCUGGCUCUGGGACGCCAAUGUUUCCCCCUUCUCCAUCGUGCGCAUGACCGGCCCUCUCGGUCCCCGCUUCGUCUCGGGCUGGACUUCUCGCCGGUUCAACCACCUCCCUCCCGACGAAAAAGAAGCCCUUCACACAUAUUCCUACUCGCUUUUCCGCCAAAAGGGUUCAGGCGAAUACGUCCUCCCCUACCUCCUCGCCCCGGGUGCGUUUGCUCGGUCCCCCGUAAUCAACCGUAUCCAAGACGUCGGCCGCCAAAUAAUCACCCAAUCCUCCUCCCCCUCCUCCUCUGCUUCUACCCCAGAACAACCAGCAGCUCCAGUCCGUGAAGCAGGUUUCCCCAUCGUCUUCCUCUACGGUGAAAACGACUGGAUGGACGUUGCGGGCGGGUACGCGGCAGAAGAGAAAAUCAGAAAGAGGGUGGAGCAGGCCCUGACUGACCAGACCCGAACCGAAGAAGAGAGGAAGAGGGAGAACGGCAGUGCCAAGGUGGUGGUGAUUAGAAGGGCGGGACAUCAUUUGUAUAUCGACAACCCGGACGAGUUUAAUGAGGUUGUCAGGAAAGAGUUGGAGGAGACGAAGGAGUGGGGGAGGAGGAUGAGGGCGGAAGGGUUGUUGCCACCUACGCCGCUUGAGAAUUAGGUUAGAUGAAAGAGGCCGAGUGGGUGGUGGUGGUGGUCGUGAUGAUGGCUUCUCGGUUUGGGCUUGGUUUAGAUGGCGUUCUGGGUUCCUCUUCUCUUUUCUUUUUGUCCGUCUCUUUGAAUGUAUUUAUAUAGCGGCACUGUGGGAUUUGGGAUUUGGUCAUACGGCAGGUUUGGGAAGGGACAUCAAGGUACUAUCAUGUGUGCACGGAUACACUCAUGGAUUUCAAAAUAUGUGUGGAUCUAGACAUUCAAGGAGUUCAAAGGGAGGGAUGGUCGCAACGGCGUAUGAAGUUGAGGAUAGAACUUCCUGUAGAUAUCUUACAUGAGCACACGGGGUACAAUGUGGUCAUUGAAGUUAAUGAUU
Neurospora tetrasperma FGSC 2508 is the source of this 1984-nucleotide messenger RNA. RefSeq lists its product as uncharacterized. The record is from RefSeq and is a predicted model, not a curated record. Gene Ontology annotation, molecular function: A2-type glycerophospholipase activity. NCBI's taxonomy places the organism in Eukaryota, Fungi, Ascomycota, Sordariomycetes, Sordariales, Sordariaceae. The transcript has 2 exons. Bases 14 to 1618 code for a protein of 534 amino acids. Gene Ontology annotation, biological process: cardiolipin acyl-chain remodeling. Gene Ontology annotation, cellular component: mitochondrial inner membrane.